Messenger RNA from Capsella rubella, 771 nucleotides. Its product is annotated as zinc finger protein CONSTANS-LIKE 10. Gene Ontology annotation, biological process: regulation of flower development. Lineage: Eukaryota; Viridiplantae; Streptophyta; Magnoliopsida; Brassicales; Brassicaceae. Gene Ontology annotation, molecular function: protein binding. The record is from RefSeq and is a predicted model, not a curated record. The transcript has 4 exons. Gene Ontology annotation, cellular component: nucleus. Bases 1 to 771 code for a protein of 256 amino acids.
AUGGCAUCAUCUAUUCCUCAGUUAUACGGCGCUGAUUUCACAGCAUUUUCCGGCGAGACUUCUUCGCAGUUUCACGGCUCUUCUUCAUGUCCUGACGUGGACUCAGCGUUAUAUAGCUACCUUGACGACUGUUAUGGCUCCUUCAACACCUCUUCUUCUAAUCCAGCAGAAUCCAUCUUCUUACCCCAACUUUUUGGAAUCUCUGACGUCUCUGCGCCGCCUGAUGAAUACAACAACUAUUACCAGAAAAUGAGUGUGAAUAAUAAUGCUACACAAUACUUUCACGGUGGGGAUCAAGAAUACUACGGUUUUUCACCGGAGAUCAAGCCCUCGUUCCGUCCGGCCACAGGAGAGCAAUCAUGGGGAAAUAGUGAAGGAGGGAUACAAGCUGAGCCAAACAUAAAAGUGGGACGCUAUUCGGUGGAGGAACGUAAAGACAGGAUCAUGAGGUACUUGAAGAAAAAGAACCAACGCAACUUCAAUAAGACCAUCAAGUAUGUUUGCCGUAAAACCCUAGCCGACCGGCGUGUUCGCGUUCGGGGACGAUUUGCCAGAAACAAUGACACAUGCGAAGAACAAUCUCCCAUGUCUAAGAAUCACAACAACCAUUCUGAAAAAGAGGAAGAUAUGUUUUCAGGAUCAGACGACUAUCUGAUCCAGAUGGAACACGAUGACGGAUGGCUUCACGAAGCAAUGUCCAACCUCAUCCCUUUUCCUUGUGAAUUUGACGCACCUGGAGAUGCUCAUCAUUCAAACACUUGGAGCUUCUGA